Molecule: messenger RNA, 558 nt
Organism: Rotaria sp. Silwood1
Lineage: Eukaryota; Metazoa; Rotifera; Eurotatoria; Philodinida; Philodinidae
Source: the annotation of a GenBank genome assembly
GUUAUAAGUUCUGAACAACCUGUUUCAUCUACGACAAUCGUUAAUCCGACAGAAAAAUAUGCCAAUUAUUCUCUUCCCAACUCUAUAAAAUAUGCAACUGUUGGUCGUUCACUCGGUAAUACUAUUUAUUACAAUUACUAUAUGCCAUCUCGUCAUAAUGGCUAUAUUAGUAGCGUCAGGUUUCGUCUUUUUACUAAUUGGGAAGGUACUGCAUCGCUUUACUUAUUUAUCAUAUAUGCAGUUUUGCUUGACCAUACUAUUGUAUGUCGCUAUGCUAUCAAUCCUCAAAAAAAUACUACACAAUGGCAAACCUUCAACAUUCCUUCAGGUGCAUUACCCAUAGGAUCUGGCGAAUUCUUAGCUGUUGGUAUGCAAGAUAGUAGCAAUACAAAUCAAAUUUAUGAUGUUACACCAGCUGUUGGAAUGAGUGGAAUAAAAGUAACUGAAACUACGAUAAAGGUUGAUCUAUACGUUUAUCCUAACAUUGCUCCUGCACUCACUUAUACUGUAGCCUACUACGAGGAAACAACAACGAUGAAAUCAGUAGCUGUUCAUUGA